AUGUGCAGAACAGCAUGCUGCUUCAUCUUCCUAAUUGUCCUCUUCCUCCCGCUGGGGUUCGCUGGCAUGACUGAAACUCCCUUUUGGUACUGUUCCGGCAGCUCAAACUACACGGCGAACAGCACCUUCAGCCACAACCUGCAGCGGGCGCUGGCUUCUGUGGUAGCCAACGUUUCCCCCACCAGUUUCUACAAUGUCACCGUAGGCAAGAGCCCCGACCAAGCACUUGCCACUGCCCAGUGCCGAGGUGACCUCGACGGUGAAGCUUGCCAGGUCUGCGUCUCUGAUGCUGCCUCACAGGUCACCCAGCUGUGCCCUCAGAACAGAGCGGCCAUCAUUUUCUUCCAAGGCUGCAUUAUGUACUACCAUGACGCCAACUUCAGUGUGCCUCAAUCAUUUAUGAAUUUGUCAUUUCAGAGGCUUGAGGCCAUCCCCGACCCCCAAAGAUUCCGACCCAUACUCAUUUCCUUAGCUCAUCCUUUCCACAACCACCAACCCUUCAGGCCGCUUGUUCUGGGGCAACAUGUUCAGAUACACUCAGAACCUGACUAUCUACGCCACCGCACAGUGCAUUCAAUACCUGUCACCAAAGGGCUACACAUCAUGCUUAGACAUAGCCUUGCUCAAAUGCUCAAGGAUGUUGGAGAUAGACAGCGCGGUGCAGUUUACCAUAACAACGAGUGCCUGGUAAGAUUCGAGCCCUUUCCCUUCUGCACUCCACCACCUCACAAGAUUGAUCCAAGCAGCAGCGCUUCCAUUUCAAGUAAUUGCUCCCAACCAACAUCAAGCAACAAGGUUGGCAGCCCCUUUCAUAGAAAUCUCAAGGCUCUGCUCUCUUAUUUGAUAGAGAACGCACCUUUAUCUGACUUCUAUAAUGAUACCGUUGGCUUGGGCUCCGGCCAAGUCUACGGUCAGCCCCUAUGCCGAGGCGACAUCCCCAGUGACGAUGACAUGAAUGCAAAUUAUACAGGCAAUGCAUCAGAUCCAGAUGAAUUAAGUGUAGAUCAUACUGAUGAACAUGAACAAGAUGUGGACAUACAAAUUGAAAAUGAUCAAUUACAUGCAUGGAGCUUGUGGCAUGAAGGGAAAGGGACAGAGUUCAUCGACCCAGUCCUUAAAGAUGGUUCUACUUCAACAAGUGAUCAAAUGCUAAGGUGUUUGCAUAUUGCCUUUCUUUGCAUUCAAGAAGAUCCUGCAACCAGGCCAUCCAUGUCAACGGUAGUUCUCAUGCUUGGGAACAAUUCUUUGGACCUUCCCUUGCCCAAACAACCAGCACUCAUUGCGGAAAAAAUUGCAGGAUCAAGCCUACCUCGUUCUUCUGUUCUUUGGACUAUUGCUUCUAAAAGCACGACAGAGUGA
Molecule: messenger RNA, 1359 nt
Organism: Nymphaea colorata (pocket water lily)
Lineage: Eukaryota; Viridiplantae; Streptophyta; Magnoliopsida; Nymphaeales; Nymphaeaceae
Product: cysteine-rich repeat secretory protein 9-like
Exons: 3
Coding region: 1-1359 (452 amino acids)
Source: RefSeq, a predicted model, not a curated record